AUGAAAACCUUUGAAUCAACUUUGCCACUAUAUACUGGCAGACAGGCCUCCGCCCCUUACCAACUCUUAUGCCUCUUUUUUUUUUUUUUCUUACGUUCUUCAAACCCCCGACCCACAGUCCGUGGCCUUCGUGAGUGCUGCUUCAGUCAUUUUGGUUCUCUUUCUACUGUCUCCUUUUUUUUCUACGUCAGUGUUCCUACCAGUGGCGCAGAAAAUGUGCCUCGCCCUCUGCGGAUCGACUCACUCCCCAGACUAUCUAUCUUAGUCUGUUUCUUUCUUUCUUUCUUUUCUUUCUUUCUUUCUUUCUUUCUUUCUUUCUUUCUAUCUAUCUAUCUAUCUAUCUAUCUAUCUAUCUAUCACAUGUCUAUCGUCUUUGGCAAAUGUAGCGUUUCACUUCAUCACCUUUCUACCCUCCCCCAUCUCCAUCCCCUCACACCAUGUGUGUUCUUCUUAAACGUUUCAGACAUUUGUAAACCUUCCCACCCCCACCCCGCCGCCAUCCGUCAAGAUCACACAUCUCUUUUUACAUCGUCUCUCACCCGGUGGGUGUUUCCAUUUCUUUCUUUUUUUUUUUCGGAAAGCCGUAAAAUGUGCACUUAA
Acanthosepion pharaonis is the source of this 600-nucleotide messenger RNA. Lineage: Eukaryota; Metazoa; Mollusca; Cephalopoda; Sepiida; Sepiidae. The record is from the annotation of a GenBank genome assembly.